UAAUAUGAAACCGUGGCAUUAUGAUUUACAUGAAGACUGUAUAAAAUAGGUUAGGGAAAUAACUGAUUUCUUAAAGUUUCCUAAAACAGGAGCAAGCACGAUUUCCCGAUUCUUUUUUCUUCUUCUUUCCCUUUUUUUCUAACUCUCUUCCCUUUCUUUCAGUAAACAAGUUUAAAACAAAUAUUGUUUUUUUUAUUUUAUUCCCUCUCUCUCUCUUUUUGAUAUUUCUUUCACACAAUUGGGUCAAUGACAGACAGCAAGUCAAGAAAUGAAAUCAUAGACUCUGACGACACUAGUUCAGAUUAUACCCCAAACCCUAGGCCGAGUCGUAGAAAAAUAACCAUGUCCACUCGAAGAAACUCUCGUAUGUUAUAUUUAGAAAAAUACGGACUUGACCAACCUGGUUGGUACAGUUCAGACAAUCUUCAUGACUUUGAUAAUGACUCUACUGACGAAGAUAAUAACGAAGAACUUGAAGAACAAAGAAAAAAAAUUGAAGAAUAUAGAGCACAGCCUAUCCAACCAUGCAUAGACCCUUUUGCACCCAACACACAACCUAUAGGCGAUGUCCCCCUUAAACGUCCUGUGUCAAUAAGGAACUACAUGCAGAACACAACAAAUCAAAAAAGACCCGCUCGAUUUGUCAAGCCUAUCAAUUCAGCUUCAUCUAUAGGCAAAGUCGCUUUACCGCCUACUGAGUUUAUCCAUGUACAUAAGUUAUUAGAAGCAUAUGAAAAGAAAGUUUACAUCGAAGGUUAUCUUCAAAAGAAGAACGACCUCAAAUCCAAUGGAACUUCAUGUAACGCAAACAAAUGGACUGUUUGGUAUGUGGAGCUUUGCGGUCCUGUUCUCAGUCUUUGGGAAGCCUCAGAUACCUCGCCUAGUCAGGAUAUAUUUCCUCAAUACAUCAACAUCACCGAUUCUACUGUACAUAUCGAACCCACCAUAUCACCCAAUGCAUUCUCAUUAAAUUCGGCUGGUGCCAAUCGCUAUAUCCUACAGGCUCCUGAUUCAGAAGCUCUCCGUCGCUGGGUCUUGGCUAUACGUCUCUCUUGCUUUGAAUGCUCACGUAUUCAGGAAAUCUAUACUAGGGCUUUCAUUUGUCGACCCCAAUACACUAAAUUUCUUACCAUCAACAAAAAAUCGCAUGUCACUGCUACCGGUUUUCUUCACGUUCGUUUCCCAAAUGCGACAGGCUGGAAACAGUACUGGGUGGUGGUCACUAAUCAAAAAAGGCAAAAAGGCUUAUUCAGUAAAAAAGCAACACCAUCCACCGGUCGCAUCAUGUUUUACGAGUCCAAAAAGGCAAAGUAUCCUGUGAUGACACUUCAACAGGUGGUACAGGCAUACACUGUUUAUCCAGAAUCACCAAAACUGAUAAGCAUGGCAACGCUUUUUAAAAUCGAAGGAUCUUUAUAUCAAACUUAUUCUGGAAAGGAUCUAAAAUUGGUCAAUGCAUCUUCAAGCGCCUUAUUGAUGACAUCCACGACUGCAGAGUUGGUCGAAUGGCUUAUUCACGUCUUUGAUUGCUUUCAGCUGUAUGGACGUCCCCAAUCAUUCUUGAAUGACCCUUUUAACCCAAAGGCACUUGAUUUUGGAGAAAUGACGACGAGUCGACUGAACGCUAACCUGUUUCUGGAACCUGAGGAAGUCAGCCAUGUUAGUAUAGAAAGUCAUUUGCUUGAGACCAAGACAGAAUUUGCAGCAGUAUUAGCUCAAAAAUUAAAAAACAGACCAACUCCCUUAACAACAGUAACUGAAACAUUUGCUGUAAGUGCUGCAGAUCAUGAUAGACAUCCGAAACCCGUGACUACGAGGAAAAGUCAAUCCAGGGCACUGGAGCAAAAACGGUGAAGCAAAA
Molecule: messenger RNA, 1861 nt
Organism: Rhizopus microsporus ATCC 52813
Lineage: Eukaryota; Fungi; Mucoromycota; Mucoromycetes; Mucorales; Rhizopodaceae
Product: PH-domain-containing protein
Exons: 3
Coding region: 247-1854 (535 amino acids)
Source: RefSeq, a predicted model, not a curated record